Messenger RNA from Drosophila guanche, 5149 nucleotides. RefSeq names its product protein spire (gene spir). The record is from RefSeq and is a predicted model, not a curated record. Bases 757 to 3921 code for a protein of 1054 amino acids. Gene Ontology annotation, cellular component: cytoplasmic vesicle membrane; cell cortex. Gene Ontology annotation, molecular function: actin binding. Gene Ontology annotation, biological process: cleavage furrow formation; Golgi vesicle transport; establishment of meiotic spindle localization. NCBI's taxonomy places the organism in Eukaryota, Metazoa, Arthropoda, Insecta, Diptera, Drosophilidae. The transcript is spliced from 16 exons.
ACCGAGCGGACACGGCAAGCGGAUCGGCGACAGCGACAGCGUUUAAUGAAAAUAUUUAAACAUGCACUUGACAUAAAAUUCAGAGUGAUUUUCUGAUUAAAAUAAUGUAAACAAAUAUUAGUGCGCGUGAUAUUGUUUAGCAGCUGAUGAAAAAUCAAAAUAAUUAAACAAAUAGUUACUCAGCUCAGUGUUGUGAAAUUCAAAACAGGAGAAGCAAAGCGGUUAAAAUAAGCCAGAGCUAAGCAAACCAAAGCAAAGUAAAAGAAAAGUGCCGCAAAGAGCAAUAGGCAAACAUAACGGCAACCGUGCAAAGUGCAUAAAAACGUGACGACAGCGCCCCAGCAUAGUUCUUGUGCUCUGCGCUCUGCUUUUCAAUUUCGUUUUCGUCUAGUAUUCCUUUUGGUGUUACUCGUAAUCUAAAAUACUAAGUGUUCUGUGUCUGAUUUGACAAGCACACACACACUUAUGUACCCGUACCCGUAAUAUUUUUGUGUGUCAAUUGUUUGUGAGAGAAAAUCAAUUUCUGUGUGUCCCAUAUCUGUUCAGUGUUACCCCGAACAACAGUAGGAUAAUCGCGUAUUUACUCGACCUACAACCUGCCAACCUGCCAACCUGCGACCUGCCAUCGAUCGUGUGGAGCCGCAGCAAUUCCGGGCUAAGCCAGAGCAAAGCAAUCUCCUUAUAUGUGGAGGGGUGCAGGAGAGACUUGGACCGUUGCAUCCGAACCAGAGUCUGGAUAGGCAACCCAGGCGAGCCAUGACGGAGCAUCACAUGGACGUGCACGCCGACGCGACGCAGAGCGUAUCCGAGUCCAAGGCCAUGGCUGCGCCCAAGGCCAAGUUCUCGGAGGCCGAGGAGGGUUUCCUCUCCACCUCGCCGGACAGUGCCAACGGCGACAGUGCCCAGCAAGCCCAUAACCUUACUCACACUCACACCAUCUCACACGCGCACUCCAAAGGAGCUGCCAAAACUCAGAAUGGAAACGGCGGCCUGCAGCCUGGCGGCAGUCGCCAGCUGCUUCGGCACGCCUUCCACCAGUGCUCGUGUCCGGAGCAGUGCGUCACCCUGAACAACAUACUGGACUCAUUCAAGGCCCCGCUCUCCGAGGACCAGGCCUGGGCCCUCAUCUACCAGUUCGCCUCCCUCUACUACAAGGUGGCUGCCCAGGCGCACAAGUCCGGCGGGGACUACGAGGCCGACCUACCCACCCGCUUCGAACUGCACUUCCAUCGCGAUGGCAGCGUGCACUUCUCUGGAGCGGAGCGGCUGCCAGAGCUCGUGGAAUCCCAGGAGCAGGAGGAGUCCCAGCAGAAGCAGCCGCAAAUGGAUGACAGCGCCACCAGCAGCGUGGACAGCAAUGCAGCCAUUGAGAGAGCCUUUGACAACAACAAUCAUCAUCAGCACCACACGCCGCUCGUCGUCUCGCAUCGAAAGAUCAUCAGCGAAAUGGCGGAAAUUGUGUACACCGCUUUGGACUACAAUCUGCCGGAGGACGAGGAGUGCCAGAUGUCGCAGGAGCUCGAGAAUCUGUUCAACUUUAUGACAGCGGAUGAGACUGACGAGGAUUGCAUUGACGAGGGCAUCGACGAGGGCGACAAGCGCUGGGACGACGAGGCGGAGGAGGAGCGCAACGAUACCAAAGAACUAGAGCACAUAAUCGAGGCCUGCAGAAAUCACUUGCAGAAACCCGCUCUAGCAGACAAUCACUACAAGGCCGUGUGCCGAGCCCUGGUCACGGAGACAAUUGAGCUUCGCGUGUUCCUGCAGCAAGUCCUCAACAAUGGUGCCGAGAAGCUGAUCAAAGCCUCAGAAUCUUCACCUACCACGCAGAAAGAACUGGCGAAGCUGGGCUUCAACGACUGGGCACGCUUCUGGGUGCAGGUGAUCGACGAGCUGCGCCGCGGCGUACGCCUCAAGAAGAGCAACUUCGAGCGCACGCCCAUCGAGUACGAGCUGACGCCCUACGAGAUACUCAUGGGCGAUAUUCGAGCCAAAAAGUAUCAGUUGCGCAAGGUGAUGGUCAAUGGAGAUAUACCGCCGCGUGUCAAGAAAGAUGCCCAUGCCAUGAUCUUGGAGUUCAUCAGGUCACGGCCGCCAUUGAAGAAGGCAUCCGAGCGGCAGCUGGGCCCGCCCCGGAAGUGCACGCCCUCGCCCAGAGAACAGCUCAUGGAGUCCAUACGGCAGGGCAAGGAGCUGAAGCAGAUCACACCACCAGAGGCACCUCCUUUGAGGCAGAGAAUGCUUCCAAGUGCGAAUUCCACGCUGUCGCGUUCCAGGCAGCGGCUCAUUAAAGUGGAUUUCUCACAGCUGCAGGACGAUGAGCUCUUCUUUGAUGAGUCCAGCAUGAGCAGCACGCACUCCACAGCGGCCACACACCAGCAUCACCAGCACCCCCAUCUAGCCGAGCUGCACCGCUGCUCUCAGCCCAAGAUGCCCCCUUAUCCAUUUGGUGGCUACAUGGUGCCCAGCCAAGCGCGGCAAGAUUGCCAGGCAACAGCGUCGCUGAUGCGCCCCAGACGCACAAUUCCUGGCGCUGCAGUGGAAGCACAACCACCCAAGCAAGCACAACCACAGCCAGCCCCGCCCGCAGAGCCAUCCUUUACGGAGGACGAGUACCAGAGGUUCUUCGACAAUGCCCUGGAAUCCUACGAUCUGGCCACUCAGUGCGAGUCGAGACGCGCCUCGCUGCGCCGCCACACUAUUGUGGGCUGCCAGAGCAACCUGGAGGAGACGCACUCGAUGCCAUCCACGCGUCCCGAGUCGCGGCAGUCGGAUGACGCAGGCAGUCAGCAGUCGGCAGGAGCCAGCAGUGAGGCACACAGGAAGAGCCCCCUGACAGCGGGCGAGCACGCGCAGACGACGGAGCUGCCGCCCAGGCUGGACGAGGCUCAUUCAACAUCCUCGCUUGGGCCAUGGAACAAGUCCUUUAUGGAUAAACAGACCUGGAUGGAACGGGGGGACGAUCGGCUGUCCGUCACGCUGGCGGAGAUCGUUCACAUACGUUCUGUCAUGACCAAGGCCGAGCUGGAGGGCCUGCCCAUGGACGUGCGCGUCAAGGAGGAUGUUGAAAAGCGUCGCGUCUGCUUCCUGUGCCUGCGCACACGCUUCUCCUUCUUCGGCCCCUGGGGCAUACAGUGCAAGCUCUGCCAGCGCACUGUCUGCGCCAAGUGCUACACCAAGAUGCGCAUUCCCUCAGAGCACUUCAGGAACGUUCCCCUUGUGCUGAUCUCACCAUCGCUGCUGUCCAGUCCGGCCAGCUCGAGCACACCCUCACCCUCUCACCACGCCCACCAGGCGCACUCCUCGUCGACAGGGAACAUUAUGGACGAUCAGUUCCCCAAGUCACUGAUUGAGCGUCUCCUGCGCUCCGAGUCAGAUAGAAAGACUCGCAGCACUGUGGGCAGUGCGCCAUCCUCACCCAAGCACCAAAGAUCAAACAUGAGCACUCCUGGCAUCAGCGUGGGGCCCGGAGCAGGCGCAUCCGCCUCCGCCGCCCCUGGCCAUGCCGUGGAGGCACUGCACGACCAGGCGUCCAUGUCCGCCUCCUACUCGUCAGCCAUGCGACCCUCGGGAGUGAUGCAGCACCACCAGAAGCAUCACUACAACAACGCCAUGUCGCGUAGCAUGGAGGGACCCCGGAGUCUGCCCGUGCACAGCCCAGCAUAUCGACCGCUGUCCAACAGCAGCACACUCGAGAGGAAAUCCCGCUUCUCGCGGGGCUUCGCCUUGUUCUCCUCGGGCAGCCAUUUGGCCCAGACCCAGGAGCAGAAGGAGAACCUGCGCGGCGAGCAGGUGCCCGUCUGCAAUGACUGUCAAGGGCUCGUCAACGAGAUCACCAGUUCUGUGAAGCAAAAGCGCAGCUCUGCGAGGAACCGCACCAUACAGAAUCUCACCCUAGAUCUAACGCCAGUGUGGAAAUAAGCACAGAUCAAACCCUCAGCCCUACAGUGCGUUUCAAGACUACAGGACACUGACUCCAGGAAUCUAUCCAUUUCGAAAUGGUUUCUGAUAACCUACCCUAAAAAUCAAUUGCUAAAUUUCUUCGAUGACGGACUACGGACCUUAUUUGAUUGCUGACUCUAUACCAGAACUGUCUGAAGUCGAACCAUUUUCAAUAUGCUCGCAAUUAACAGAGCUAAUUAGGUUUUUUUAUGGGACUGAAACGCACUAAACAUACGGAAGAUACAUACAUACGAGCAUGGAUUAUGGAUUAUGUAUUAAAUGGACUGUUUGUUGUACACACAUUAAGAAGGUAGAGCCUCGAGGAGACUCCCUUCCCUCCCCUUGUAUGUAAAUCGUGUUAGUUUAGUGAAUAAGCAAAAGGAGAGAACGAAACAUUCCUGGCUGAAGCUUUGUACAUUUUCUGCCGGCUACAGAGAGAUGAUCCGCUUGAGCGCACCCCACCACAUACGAAACGAGUAUAUAAAUAAUAAUAAUUAACUAAAUAAUACACACACUACAUAUAUUAUCGCAGUACAAUGCCGUUGUUUGUAAAUGUUUAAUUUAUACGUAAAUGUUGAUUAAGUAUAUACUCAUAGAUCCUGUAAGAAGUACGAUCCGUAUGUAAUCCGCAAUAUCCGCAAUCUCCCGGCUUGUGCUCUCGAUUUAUCAAAUGAUUCCCCAGUUCGAUAUUGUUAAAUGAAUGUUGUGAAAGAAAGUGUUUGUGCUUGCGCAGAUCGAAUUAUUGUUUACUUGUGAUCUGAGUUCUCGUUGUCGUCCCUCCCCCACCCAGUCUGAGUUCCACCCACACAACGUCAAUGUAUAUCGCAGGCUAACUCCUUAGUUGAUAGCCUAAUUUAAUUUUAGUCUCUUUGUUGCAAUGCAACCCAUACUAUUUAGUUCCAUUGAUCGCAUAGUUUUAAUUUCCGCCUAGCAUCUAAGCGACGCGACCGUUCCAUAUUGUACAAGCUGCGAUGCAAAGCAAACCCCUAACGAAAUCACCUAUCGGUAACCCUAUCGUAUAUUGAAGUUUGAUCAGUUUUUGUUUUCAUUUUGAAUCGCAUUUAAACGUAUUUGUAAUUUACACUUUUAAUGCUUUUAAGUUGAAUUAUUUUUUCCUUUGAUUUAUAACAAAAACACCAACACAAAGAGAACGAAAAUACACUAAACCGCAAUGAAACAAUUAAAUAAAAACUAAUUAAAAAUACAA